CAUGCAGGGCAGGAGGCCAAUUUUUGAACAUCCCGAGCCAUCCAGUCUCUUCAAGUUUUGCUGUCUCUGCGAAGCAGAACUCGAGUUAAAUGCGCUGUCCUCCAUUCCCGAGCGAGUUGACGGCAGCCUUCUUUUUUUUGUAAGAGGGUCACCAACUCUCCCUUUUUUGUUUCAUUGGCACCGUUAUUCAGUUUAAUGCAUUAGUUAUCGCCCAACCAUCAACAGAUUUUUUUCGUCUGUUGAAGCCUGCACUCUCCCCCUCCCUCACCACAACUCUUCGAGAACAGCGAGGCAGCGUGACGACACGGCUGCUGCGCAGGCUCUCUUUGUUACCCUCAAGAUGCUUGUCCGCCCGGGCGCCGCACGACAACCCCUCCCUAUACGCCGUCUUCUCUCGUCCGCCGCCUCUCUCCGAAAUGGGUCGAGAUGUUCCGUCUCCAACUCUCUCCCGUCUCUAAUUGGGAGCCGGCGGUUUCUCACAACAGAACCCGAUUCACGGCCGUGGAAGAAGAAGUCGUAUCGUGCCCUGGUCGGCUUUGAGCGCAACCUAGCCACAGCGCUUGACGAGCAUCGUUUCGGCGACGAGGUACCGUUCAAAGGUCUUCCAGCUAGCUUGGCCACCCAAUACCGACCGCGAAAGCCACAGCCGGCACCCUAUCUGCUGAAGCCGUACAAUGUCAAUUCGACGUUGAUCCUCGGCGAGCCGAAACCAUACCCGGCUAGACAGCGGGUCAACCCCCAUGGCAUUCCUGGCGACCUCGACGAGAUGCUCUCGGUAUUUGACGCUUGUGUCCAGGUCGGCAGACUGGACCGAGCCGCUUUGGUCCUUAAACGAUUCGGAAGGAUGGAAGUUCUAAAGCCCGAAGAAGAAAUUGAGCUGCACAACCGAUACCUACAGGGCCGCGUCGCGCAGCUCAUGGUAGAGCCACGGGAGGACAAGGCCGACGAGGUUCACAAGUGGUUCGAACUACACAUCCGGGCUGCUCGCCUACCGCUAACACCGGUCACUAUCGCAUGCAUGCUCAAGACGACCCUCCUCAUAGCCGGAGACAGCACUCAGGCGGCUCGGAUCGACCGCUACAUGAGCAUGAUGCCGGAGCAGAACCCUGCCGAGCCGCUCGAACUAGGGAACGUUCUCAAUGACGAAGACUUGGCAACUAUCGCCGAGAUAUGCCCGUCCUACUACGUCCCCGAGAACAUUUCCACCGCUGCGGAUGCCGAGGCUGUCUUGGAUGAGGAGGGAGAUGGACCAGUGAGCACGGGGAUUUCCGACACGACAGGGAAGCCUUCAACCGGCGCGCCGGAAGUUUUGGGCACACCACAAAAGGGGAUGGGGCUCAAAUCCCUAAAAUCGGCGCUUUCGUUGUUGUCCGAGCUUCCGGAUGGGCUAAACAUCGCCUCCCUUCCCGCAUCGCAACGUCGCGAAGUCCAGACCAGGCUCGAGAAAGAUUGCGUGGAUGCUGCCGUUUCGAGAUGGCGAAGCGAGAACGAGUCGCUCAUGGGUAUGGGGCUAAACACGCAGCUCUCAACCCCCUCCCUUAAUUCCAAGUUGUACGACUGGCAUCAGGCUUUGGAACGUAGGCUUGCCGACGAGCAAGCUAAGGUUGAGGCAUCCGAGGCGGCGAUUAAGAAAACAAAAGAGGAUAUGGAUCGUUGCGUCUACGGACCGCAUCUGCUACAGUCACCCGCCAACCGUCUUGCUGCCGUCACCAUUCUCGGUGCUCUUAGCAGCUUGGCAAUGCACGGUGCGGACAAGGGCCUCCCGCUCUCCAACAUGGUACAGCAGCUUGCCAAGAUUGCUGAGGAGGACAUCCGGGCCCAGAACCAGGAGAAACGUGCUCCAAACGCCAAGUCGAAAUCCCAUCAACAAAAGAGCGCUCGGCAGUUGAUGCGGCUCUACGACUCCGCCCCGGCCGUACCUGAAACCCCGGCCGUGCCUGAAGGUACGCCGCCAGUUUCCGCCGCGACCACAGCGAAUAGUCCCGCUUCGGAAGAAGAAUCCUUGGAGGCGCGCUGGCCGAUAUUGAUCAAGGCGAAGUUCGGCGCCGUUCUUCUCGCCGCUCUGAUGGACAGCGCAAAGAUUUCCGUCGAGCGGGAGCACCCAGUCACCAAGGAGAAGUUGAGCCAAACCCAGCCAGCUUUCACUCACGCCAUUCAACUCAAGAAGGGGAGGAAAGUAGGCGUGAUCCAGCCCAACCGUGGAUUGAUAGAGCUCAUGAAACGGGAGCCCAGGGGCGAAGCAUUGGCUCGCCAUUUGCCCAUGGUUGUCGAGCCCGUGCCCUGGUCCAAGUUCGACAAGGGCGGUUUCAUCUCAUCGCCAAACCCUCUCGUUCGGCUAAAGAACCAUGAGAAAGACCAACGCAUCUACGCCGAGGCAGCCAUCGAGCGGGGAGACAUGGAGCAGAUGAUGAGGGGCUUAGAUGUGCUGGGCAAAACUGCUUGGAGAAUCAACCGCCCCGUCUUCGACGUGAUGCUUGAGGCAUGGAACAGCGGCGAGGAGUUCGCCAACCUGCCCGCGUUGGAUCCCAAGAUUACCAUCCCCCCCGAACCGGAUUCGACAGACGACCCGAUGAAGAGGCGCGUGUGGCUGAGGUCGGUCAAAGCCGCCGAGAACGAGAAGUCGGGCUUCCACUCUGUCCGGUGUUUCAUGAACUUUCAGUUGGAGAUCGCAAGGGCCUUCCGGGAUCAGACCUUUUACUUUCCUCACAACAUCGACUUCCGCGGGCGCGCCUACCCGAUGCCGACGUAUUUGAACCACAUGGGUGCCGACCACAUGCGUGGGCUCUUGCUCUUCGCCAAGGGUAAGCCGCUGGGUGAGAAGGGCCUGGCCUGGCUCAAGGUCCAGCUUUCCAACGUAUACGGAUUCGACAAGGCCAGUCUGCAGGAGCGCGAGGCCUUCGCGACCGAAAACCUGGAAAACAUUUUCGACUCGGCCGAUAACCCGCUCACGGGGAAGCGGUGGUGGCUCCAAGCCGAAGACCCCUGGCAAUGCCUUGGCGCGUGCUUCGAGUUGAAGGCGGCCUUGUCAUCUCCGGAUCCCACCGCUUACGUCUCGCACUUGCCCGUCCACCAGGAUGGCACCUGCAAUGGCCUGCAGCAUUAUGCCGCGCUUGGUGGUGAUACUUGGGGCGCGCAACAAGUAAAUCUCCUGCCAGGAGAGCGCCCCGCCGACGUCUACUCGGCCGUCGCCCACCUGGUACAGGAGGAGGUUGCAAAGGAUCUGGAAGCCGGCAACGAUUUCGCCAAGGCCGUGGACGGAAAGAUCACUAGGAAGGUUGUCAAGCAGACGGUCAUGACCAACGUCUAUGGUGUCACGUUCGUGGGCGCCAAGAAGCAGGUGCAAAAGCAGCUGGACUCGCUCUAUCCCGAUAUCGAGCAGGAGACAGGCGUGGCUUCCACCGUGCUCGCGUCGUAUCUCGCUGCCAAGGUGUUCCUGGCUCUGUCGACAAUGUUCCGCGGCGCCCACGACAUUCAAAAUUGGCUCGGCGAGAUUGGCGGCCGCGUGUGCCGUGCUAUGACACCGGAACAGCUCGAGCGGGUCGCCGGGAUGUCGGGCGAAGCAGUCAAACCCAAGAAGACAUCCAAAAAGCUGGAUGUAGAGGACGAGAUGGCCGCCCAGUUCCGGAAUACGCUCGUUUGGACAACGCCCCUGCGGAUGCCCGUGGUUCAGCCGUAUAGGAAGAGCGGAACUCGGAUGAUCUCGACGUGUCUGCAAGACCUGGUCUUGACCAACGUGGACCGGGACGAUCCGGUGAACCGGCGGAAGCAGCUCCAAGCGUUCCCUCCCAACUUCAUCCACUCGCUCGACGCCAGUCACAUGAUGCUGUCGGCCCUCGAAUGCGACGCCAUCGGGCUUACCUUUGCCGCCGUGCACGACUCGUUCUGGACGCACGCCGCCGACGUGGAUGACAUGAACGCCGUCAUCCGUGAUUCCUUCAUCCGUAUCCAUCAAGAGGACGUCAUUGGCCGCCUCAAGGCCGAAUUCGAGGCGAGAUACCGCGGGUCCAUCUACCGGGCCAAGAUCGACUCGAAGACGGAAGCCGGCAGGAAGAUCAUCGAACUCCGCAAGUCCCGCCGCAUGAAUGCGAAGGAUGAACUCUUGGAGGAGAGGCGGCGCCAACUCUUUCUGCGCUCCAUAGACCCGGAGGAGGUGAGGGAAGCCCAGGAGAUGGUCACGCCCGCCAGCAUUUUCGAAUCCCUGGCGACGCCCGAUAUGAUAUUGAAUGAGGUCGAUCCCGAGGAGAUGCUCGGUGACGGGGAAGGGGACGGGGAUGGGAAGAGUAUCGCCACGGAAGAGCACCGAGCGGAUGAACCCCCUGUCGAGGGUAAGGGCGUGGAUGGUUUGCAAAACUUCGCGGCAAACCUGGGGGAACUCUACGGCACCAAUUACUUCAUGAUGGAAAUGGACAAGCCGAAAAGGUCGAAGGAAACAAGGGCGAAGUCGACGCGGAACCCCCAGAUCCAGCUCUGGCUGCCGCUCACGUUCCCCGAGAUCCCCCAGAAGGGCGACUUUGACGUUAAGCAACUCAAGGGGAGCAAGUACUUCUUCUCUUGAGCAACCCGUCAAGGCGGGGGCAUCGGGUCACGGUGGAGCGGGACAUUUUCUGUUGUACCAUGAAGAGUGCAUUGUUCCUGGUUGCUUUUGUGGCGUUUUCUGAAGAGGUCUUUUACGAGGCGGCAUGGUUGGCGUGGCGUUUGCGAAAAGAGGGGGUUGUUUGAGAUGCGUGUAUGUACGUUAACGUCUGGAUGGAGGCGGGCGGUGAUGCUCAGGUACAGGUAUUUACUCCUCCUUGAGGGUGUUGUAUAGUACGCGGGGCCAAUGUAUUUGAAACUUCAUUAAAGAU
This is a messenger RNA of Chaetomium fimeti, 4844 nucleotides long. RefSeq lists its product as uncharacterized. Gene Ontology annotation, molecular function: mitochondrial promoter sequence-specific DNA binding; DNA-directed RNA polymerase activity. The transcript has a single exon. The record is from RefSeq and is a predicted model, not a curated record. The coding region runs from base 341 to 4555 and encodes 1404 amino acids. NCBI's taxonomy places the organism in Eukaryota, Fungi, Ascomycota, Sordariomycetes, Sordariales, Chaetomiaceae. Gene Ontology annotation, cellular component: mitochondrial DNA-directed RNA polymerase complex. Gene Ontology annotation, biological process: mitochondrial transcription.